Molecule: messenger RNA, 5497 nt
Organism: Pogonomyrmex barbatus (red harvester ant)
Lineage: Eukaryota; Metazoa; Arthropoda; Insecta; Hymenoptera; Formicidae
Gene: Meltrin
Product: disintegrin and metalloproteinase domain-containing protein meltrin
Biological process (GO): membrane protein ectodomain proteolysis
Molecular function (GO): metalloendopeptidase activity
Source: RefSeq, a predicted model, not a curated record
AUGGCGCGCGAUUCCCGGCGCGCCGAUCCGCGACGCGUCGUCGCCGUCGACAGCUGUGGUGGUAGCGGCGGCGACGGCAGCGGCGGUGGCGGCGGCGACGGCGGAGGCGGAGGCGGGGGCGGAGGCGGAGGUGGUGCGACAGCGAGGUGCGGAUUGCUGAUCCUUCUGACGUUGCUGACGAUCAUCAUCCCUGUCACUUAUGCCGACAGUCAAGGUCCGUCCUCAGACUUUAGCAGACACUCUCUGGUGAGACCGCGAGUCUAUCACGGCAGGACAAAGAGGCAGAUCUCAUCGACCAAAGAGAACGACCUCGAACACGCGGACGUGCUGACGGUGGGUUUCAAUGUGGACGGCGUCGAGCGCGUUCUCGACCUUCGACUGAACACCGAUUUAAUUCCAGUCGGCUAUCAGGAACGCCACCAGCAUCGGGGCACGUACAAGGUGCAUACCCCGUCGAAAGUUGAACUCUGUCAUUACCAAGGUAGCGUUCGGGAUGUUCCUGACUCGUGGGUGGCGUUAUCCACUUGCAGAGGAUUGCGCGGUGUCAUCUUCGAUGGUGAGAAUCUUCAUCACAUCCAUCCGGAAGAUGAGAGCUUGGAUUCCGCGCAUUACAUUUACAAUCACAGCGAUCUCAUUGCCAAUAAUACGUGUGGUUACGAAGGCACGCCGCACGACGUUCUCCCUGAUCAUCGAGAGAUUAAAAGGAUCUCCAGGCACAAAAGAGCGACUGAAAUUAUCCGUGGGCCUUAUAACGCGAACAGGCAAUCGCGUUACGUGGAGCUAGUACUUGUAAUCGAUAAGAAAGAAUAUACCGCGCUAGACGAGAACUUGGACAAAGUGCAUCAGCACUGUAAGGACAUCGCCAACAUUAUUAACGCCCUGUACAUGCCGCUGAACAUAUUCAUCGCCCUGGUUGGCGUGCAGGUGUGGUCCGAGUCGGACGAGAUAGCACUCUCGCCGAACGGCGAUGUCACACUGUCAAAUUUCCUGCGCUACCGUAGGGAGAAGCUAGUUAAGGAUAUUCCCAACGAUAACGCCCAGUUGUUGACGCGAAUCACCUUCGACGGCGGAGUAGUCGGUAAGGCACUCAAGGGACCGAUAUGUACUUACGAGUUCUCUGGCGGAGUCUCCAUGGAUCAUUCGAACAUCGUUGGUUUAGUCGCGGCCACCGUCGCCCACGAAAUGGGCCACAAUUUUGGCAUGGAGCACGACGGACCAGAUUGCGGCUGUCCUGAAGAGAAAUGUAUAAUGGCAUCAUCCAGCGGCUCGUCCGGGCCGAAGCACUGGUCCACAUGUUCAUUGGAACAUUUAGCUCUAGCUUUCGAACACGGCAUGGAUUACUGCCUGAGGAACAAGCCGCAGAAACUCUUCGACAGUCCCAUAUGCGGUAAUGGAUUUGUCGAACCGGGUGAACAGUGCGACUGCGGUCUGAAAGAUAAUUGCGACAAUCCUUGCUGUAACGUGACCACUUGUAUGCUACACAGCAAUGCGAGCUGCGCGACCGGCGAGUGCUGUGAUUUGAAGACUUGCAGGCCAAAAACCGCAGGCACGGAAUGCCGAAGCGCCGAGCAUGAAUGCGAUUUGCCGGAGUACUGCACCGGUCAGAGUGAAUAUUGUCCGGCGGAUGUAUUUAAGAUGGAUGGUGAGACUUGUAGCGUAGGCAAAGCCUUCUGCUAUCAGGGCUCGUGCAGGACUCAUGACGAUCAAUGCAAAUUAUUGUGGGGUCCCACUGGUUGGUCCUCCGAUGCGCAGUGUUACGAGAUGAAUAAUAGGGGAACGAAAAACGGUAACUGUGGCUACAAUCGCAUCGAAUCGCAUUUCGUCAAGUGUAGCGAUGAAAAUCUUCUCUGUGGCAUGCUGCACUGUAAACACUUGAACGAACGAUUAGAAUUUGGUAUGGAAUCAGUCGCGACUUUAAGCCAUUCGUUCAUCAAUAAUGGUGGGAAGAUAAUACCGUGUCGUUCGGCCAUAGUCGAUCUUGGAUUGAGUCAGGUUGAUCCUGGUCUCGCACCGGACGGUGCCAAGUGUGCACCCGGAAAGAUGUGUGUAAAUCAGAAAUGCAUGUCAGUGGCGGAUCUAAGAGCAUCCGUAUCUGGGGGUAAAGGUUGCCCGAAUAAUUGCAAUGGUAAUGGAGUAUGUAACAGUCUUGGCCAUUGUCAUUGUAAUCGCGGCUUUCGACCACCUGAUUGUCUUCAACCUGGUGUUGGAGGUUCCGAAGAUAGCGGUCCAGCCGAUGAUCCGAAUGCGAGAAACGACUUCAUAAUUGCACUUUAUGUCAUCUUUCUCGGAGUGGUGCCUACCGUAUCUCUCCUGCUAUUCGGCAUUUGGUAUAUCAGGAACUCCGGACAGCAUUGGAAGAAGGAUGUGAUGUCUACGACCGAUCGCGGCCACAAUGGAUUGCUAAUCAAAACGAUCGAUCGUUCCACCCCCAUGUCCCGUAACAUCGAAACGAUCGAUUCUAGCUUGAGUCAAGAUCCAGCAUGCGUGAGUUUGCUGCCUAAAACAGAAGCCGAUGAGCGCUACAACAACAACAUGUUUGGCCAGUUUAAAGGUUUCACGAUCACGCCGAUCCACUCAAAUCAGUCGAAACUGGCCGAGCCUACAAAACCGGCUCCACCUCCACCUGGAUGGAUGCCUACCGUAGCGAUAAAAACAAACGUAGCUAAACCGAAUGUGCAGAAAUGCAAUGCGCCGCAAAGGAGUAAUUCAAUGAGUUCUAACGAUACAAGUUCGGCCGCACCGACAUUGCCACCACUGAAUCCUGGGUCCACGGCACGACCCUUGAUCAGUAGUCCUGUAUUGGCGGCCACAACUUGCACAUCUGUCGAAUUGGUGGCCAAGGUACCUACUAGACCCGCCCCGGAUGUACCCAUGCGUCCAGCUCCGGCUCCACCGACCACCCCCGCACCUUCUGUGAAACCGCAGAGACCUAAUAGUACACCCCUGACAAAUGUGAUCCUGCCCGAACCUGAAAAGAAGACGGAAAAGGGCAGCACGCUUAACCGAAUCGCGUCAAUGUUGCGCCCUGCCUCCGGCAUCAUGAGAAGCAACUCCCAAAGCUCGCAAAGAGAUGACAAGAACACGAACUCUUUGCCGAGAAGCCAGCAUCACAAGGCCAACAAGGUCAUUGAUAAGGAGAUUUUAAGAAAUCUUGAGAUCUCCAAUCCGAUACCACAAUCGGAGAUUGAAAUAGCGAUGCCAGUCAUCCCAGUGAUACCAGUGGUCGAAACCGAGAAAAGAAAUGUAGUUUUGCGCGCUCAGUCGAUGAGAGACAGUAAAGUCACUCCAAGACCACUCGUUCAUACGUUUGGUUCGAUGCGUCAGACGACGCCCGUCAAAAGACCUACCAGUAUCCCCGCCAGUACAAGACCCACGUCGCCACCUCCGGGUCCGCCAAACGUGACACCAGCGGAAAAAGCCACCGAAAAUGCGAUAAAGAUUCCAGGAUUGCCAGGUUAUCAGAAUCCGCCGGUGAAAGUCAUUCAGAAACCGGUGGAGAAUACCUACGACGAUUGCAUGAAUCUAAUUUCAGAAUCAUCCUUAACGAAAAUCACUGAGGAAUCACCCACGAAUGACAAUAUUUACGCGGUGAUAGAGGAACCCGUGCCGGAAAAGAACAGGAAGAACGCGGAAUUGGAGGUAACACCAGCUGAUAAUGAAUAUAAACUGCCAAAACGCAUCGACCCGACGUCCGGUGGUCCGAACAGUUUAGAGUCGAUGGGCCUGCUAUCGGAGAUCGUGUCGGAAAUAUCGAAUCGUAAUUUCGAUUCCAUAUAUUCCACCUCGACGCUAACCAGGAAGAAGAAAGACGAUGACGAAGGAGAUACGACAAAAAAUUCAGAAAAUAUGGGCUCGAAUAAUUCCUUGGGUGACUAUAUGAAUUCGAGCCACUACAAGAUACCCGGUAGUAUAUAUUCAAACUCAACUUCCGGCAAAUUUAAUUCUUCGAGCUCCACUACCAGCUCUGGCUACCUCCAUCCAUCCGUGAUAAAUGUCCCGCAAGUGGACAGGAAAGAGCCCAGCAAAAAUAUUUCGGAUGCGAACGAUAACUUAAAACCCGUUGAUAAAAGUAAGAUAAACACUCUUAAGUCUAAUAAUCCUAAUAUAAACGACGAGCUAUCCAAGGAGCUCGGUAUGAAGCCGCCUGAGAAUCCUGUUGGAUGUAAACCGUUCGCUUCGAUGAAGACUCGAUCAUCUCAGCUGAUACAUAUCAAGAAGGAUGACCAAGUUGAAAGCAAGGUUCCGAUUAAGCCGCCGUUGAAUAGGACUAAGACGCCCCCGAACAUCGCGAAAAGUCCAACCUCCAAGGAAAUGCCUGAAUCCAGCGUAAAACUCACGAGACAAAGUUCAGAUAAUACAUUAAAAUCCUUGAAAUCCUCAAAAGUUUCCGACACGAGUUCGAUGACGACGAAACAGAACUCGGACGUAAGUCCAGCCACGAGACAGACGCAACUGAACGCGAGUAAGUCGAAUAGCGAUUUAGAUAAAGAAGAAUCGCAUACUACAGUAUCUGUCAAAAAUGUGCCUUGUAGUCCUAAGGAUAAUCCGGGGAAGUUCAACAGUCCGGAUCUGGUUUCGAGCUGCUCGAAUUCGAAUCAAGGUGGAACGAAGUCGCCGGAUGUUGUGGGCGGCAAUCCUAAAUUCAGUCUGCCGCUGAAGACCGUUCAGAAGACAUCGACGCUACCAAGGAACGGCCAGAAGACGCCCACGACGCCGUUGAAGCCGUUCAACAUUUCGUCCAAGGCAGCUAGUCUCUCCGAAAGGAAGAAGUCACCAACUGGCAACGGGGGUGCGACCAAAUUGUUAUCGCCGUCUGCCAAGGAGUCGAGCAACGGCGGUGCCAAGCAGGUGCCAUCGUCGAAAGUGUCCAAAACGGAAACCAAGAGCGGGGACGGAGGUGCAGGAGCGAGAACAAAUCCACUGCAAAAAGCGGCGAGCGGUAAAUCGAACGUGGCGUCGCUGCAGCAAAAAUUCGAGGCCAACAAGAACAAUACCGGUGUCGCGAGGACUAUCUCGAGUGCGAAUAGUAAAAACCAGUGGGACGAACGGCAGAAGUCGGUGGCGUGAGGAAAUGAGCGAUUAAUCGGAAGAGCGUGGCAAUCCGAUUGCCUCUCCGAUGCUCGUGCUUGAUUGAGAUCAAGAUUUGAAAGAGCGUUUGAGACGCAGUGUUGAGAGAAAUCUAUCUACUUGAAACAUUCUAGUCCGUCACAUUGAAUCGUUCUCGGUGAAGAAUUCACGGUGCAUUACAAAUGAGUAUACACGUUCAUGCUAAGAAUGUCGAGUACGUCGUAAGCGUGCACGAGUAUAAAUAUAGAAUAUAACGCACGGGAGCGACAUAUCUCUGUAACUUCUUAUUUAAGAAACUUUAAACGGAAGUUUGAAAAGAAAUAGUACAAGGAUCAAGUCUUUUCUUCUAAGAUCCAUAAAAGGCUAAUUUUACAAACAAAUAUAUUUCUUGUCGGGAUAUAAAGUAGAUCGCGCGCGCGGCCGCGCGUUA